Messenger RNA from Sordaria macrospora k-hell, 993 nucleotides. RefSeq lists its product as uncharacterized. Lineage: Eukaryota; Fungi; Ascomycota; Sordariomycetes; Sordariales; Sordariaceae. Gene Ontology annotation, cellular component: oligosaccharyltransferase complex. The record is from RefSeq and is a predicted model, not a curated record.
AUGCGUUGGCUGCCCGCCUUCCUGUCGGCGUCGCUGUUCGCGGCCGGGUCAUUUGCUGCUAAGAAGUCCUCCGAGGAACGAUUCGCAGAGUUCCACGCCAAACAGAUAUCCCACGCCCCCGUCAAGCUCAAUGAUGUCUCUUUCAAAUCUCUCACUACCGCUCCUCGCGAUUACAGCGUCGCCGUUGUCCUGACAGCUCUCGAUGCCCGCUACGGUUGCCAGCUCUGCCGCGAGUUCCAGCCCGAGUGGGAGCUGCUGUCCAAGAGCUGGGUCAAGGGCGAUAAGUCUGGCGAGUCUCGUGUUGUUUUUGGUUCCUUGGACUUUGGCGAAGGCAGAGAGACCUUUAUGGGUUUCGGCCUCCAAACUGCUCCCGUCCUCUUCUUCUUCCCUCCUACUGCCGGUCCUCACGCUGCUGCUAGCCCCGAGCCCAUCCGUUAUGACUUCACCAAUGGACCCGUUCCCGCCGAAAUGAUGCACUCCUGGCUAGUCCGCCACCUUGAAGGCCGCCCUCACCCUCCCGUCAAGCGUCCCGUCGACUACCUCAAGUGGGCUGUGAGCUUCACCAUGAUCACCGGUAGCUUGACUGGCAUCUACGUCCUCUGGCCUUACGUUGUGCCCGUGAUCCAGAACCGCAAUGUCUGGGCUGCCUUCACUCUGAUCGCUAUCCUGUUGUUCACCAGCGGCCACAUGUUCAACCAGAUUCGCAAGGUUCCCUAUGUUGCCAACAACCCGCGGGGUGGCGUGAGCUACUUCGCUGCUGGCUUCCAGAACCAGUACGGUAUGGAGACUCAGGUUGUAGCUGCUUUGUACGGUAUCCUCUCCUUUGCUGCCAUCUCCUUGGCUGUCAAGGUACCCAGAAUUGCCGAUCCCAGGUCCCAGGUUAUCACGGUCUGGGCUUGGAGCGGCGUCAUCCUUGUUGUGUACAGCUUCCUCCUCAGUGUCUUCCGAGUCAAGAACGCUGGCUACCCAUUCUACCUGCCCCCGUUCAUGUAA